AUGUCACUGCCUGUUGUCUCGGUUGCGGGGAACGGUUUCUUGAGUAGUGGCCAUCGAUUUCGGAUUAAAGGUGUCGCUUAUGUCGAAAAGGGCUCUGGUUCGACUCCGAUCGACGUGUUGGCCGAUUCAAGAGCCAGCCAGUGCGCAAUCGAUGGACCCUUAAUAAAGGCACUGGGGGCGAACACUAUCAAUGUGUACUAUACAGAUGCAACUCAGAGCCACGAUAAAUGCAUGCAGAUUUUCCAGGAUAAUGGAAUAUACAUUAUUGCGAACAUGGCAAAUCAAUGGGAUCGGACCCUUUUGAAUAUGACAGGAUUGGAUGUCAGUUCGAAUAUAGCCAACUCCACAUGGCAAAUGGACGUGUUCAAAGACUACGCGGCUGUUCUUGACUCAAUGGCUGGGUACAGCAAUCUCCUGGGGCUUCUUAUUGGAGAUGAAAUUGUCACCGGCCAAUAUAUUGAGAAUAAAGGCUCUACAGUCGACCUAGCCCCGUAUCUAAAAGCUGCAGCUCGAGAUAUGAAAGCUUAUACUGCUUCCAGGCAGUAUCGUCCCAUACCGAUUGGAUACGCUACAAGUGCAGAGUACACCUACAUGCAAGCGUUAGGAGAAUACCUUGUGUGCGGAGGUAACAGUGACGAGACUAUCGACUUCUAUUCAGUCAAUGGAUACCAGUGGUGUGGCAAUUCGUCCGUGAGCGCGUCUGGCUACGACGAAUUGACGUCGAAGCUUGAAGGCCUAGCGGUUCCCAUAUUCUUCUCUGAAGAUGGUUGCAACAAGCCUGAUCCGCGGCUCUUUGGGGACCAGUCCGCGAUUUUUGAGUCUAAUCUGUCAAGUAUUUGGAGCGGUGCAAUCGUCUACGAGUGGAGACAAGAGUCGAGGAACUACGGGCUUGUCUCAUACACUACUUCUGGUGCUAGUACGCCAACAACGCUGGCCGACUACAAUGCUUUGAAAAGCCAGUGGUCUGCUAUGACUGCGAAUACCCAACUUCCAUCUACUUUUUCCACUCCUUCCUGCCCCACAUCGAUCAAUUCAUCCUGGCCUAUCAACCCCAGCGCCGCAUUACCAACGAUUGCGGGUCUUGACUUUGCGAACAUCAAAGCGGCGUAUGCUACGGGUGAGAGUACUAGUACAAGCGCUAGGCCCAGUAGUAGCAUGAGAUCCAAGCAAUCAACUGGUACUAUGGCCGGAAUCAGUGUUGGUAUUGUGUUAGGUGUGGUGCUCGUUGUCAUUGGUAUUUUCCUAUACUUUUGCUUGCGUCGACGGAAAAGAAAUCGACAAAAGAAAACCUCAUCUUCGACGGCAGAGACGUCAGAGACACUCGCUACAGGAAGUGCUAGUCAUAUUGCUCCAUCGAUUGAAUUAGCCCAUACUGAUUCACCGAAUGAACUACCAGGUUCAGAUCCCAGGGCUCAAGAGAUUGACUCUGUUGUAGCUCACAAGGCUGGCAGGGGAGAGGUGUGA
Molecule: messenger RNA, 1464 nt
Organism: Penicillium samsonianum
Lineage: Eukaryota; Fungi; Ascomycota; Eurotiomycetes; Eurotiales; Aspergillaceae
Product: Glycoside hydrolase superfamily
Exons: 5
Coding region: 1-1464 (487 amino acids)
Biological process (GO): fungal-type cell wall (1->3)-beta-D-glucan biosynthetic process
Cellular component (GO): fungal-type cell wall; cytoplasm
Molecular function (GO): 1,3-beta-glucanosyltransferase activity
Source: RefSeq, a predicted model, not a curated record